Messenger RNA from Carica papaya (papaya), 2417 nucleotides. RefSeq names its product cellulose synthase-like protein B4. Gene Ontology annotation, molecular function: cellulose synthase (UDP-forming) activity. The record is from RefSeq and is a predicted model, not a curated record. Gene Ontology annotation, cellular component: membrane. Lineage: Eukaryota; Viridiplantae; Streptophyta; Magnoliopsida; Brassicales; Caricaceae. Gene Ontology annotation, biological process: cellulose biosynthetic process.
GAUACACGAGCAACUUAAGCCACUGAAUUAUUAUCAUGCAAUAGCAGGCUGGCCUGAAGCCUGAAAAUCUAUCUUCUUCUUCUUCGUCGUCGUCUUCUUGUUCUUCUUGUUGGAUUUGAGUAAUGGAGAAAACCAGGUGUAUGUUGCCUCUUUGUGAAAAGAUUUACGAGAAGAACACGAUAAAAAGAUGUGUGGAUCUGACUCUCCUCCUUCUUCUUCUUUCUCUCCUUCUCUAUCGUCUUCAAAACAUAAAAAACCAUGGAGUUGCUUGGCUUCUUGCUUUUCUCUGUGAGUCAUACUUCACCUUCCUCUGGUUUCUCACAACCACCAUCAAAUGGACUCCUGCUCAUCAUAAAACUUACUUGCAGAACCUUGACCAAAGGGUGGGAGAAUUUCCAGGAGUGGACAUGUUUGUAACAACGGCAGACCCAGAGCUGGAACCACCAAUAAUCACUAUAAACACCGUGCUGUCUUUAGUGGCGGUGAAUUAUCCAGCAAACAAGCUUUGUUUGUAUGUGUCUGAUGAUGGCUGCUCACCUCUCAUCUAUUAUUCUCUCAUCCAAACAAUCCCUUUUGCAAAGCUUUGGAUUCCUUUUUGCAAGAAGUAUAAUCUUCAAGUCAGAGCUCCCUUUAAGCAUUUUUCCACCUCUAACUCUCCAUGUUUAUCCCAACCAUUUAGUGCUCAUCAAGCAGACCAGUUUCAACAAGAAUGGGAGAGAAUGAAGAUGGAAUAUGAGCAGCUUUGUUGGAAAUUAGAAGCUGCAGCUGAGAAGGGUUUUCCACCUGAUUUUGAUGAAGACUUGGCUAUUUUCUCUGGCAUUCAACGUCAAAACCAUCCCACUAUAGUUAAGGUGAUAUGGGAAAACAAGGAAGGUGUAGUUGAUGGGUUGCCACAUUUAAUUUACAUAUCUCGUGAAAAGCGACCAAAUCAUCCACACAACUACAAAGCAGGCGCCAUGAAUGUAUUGACAAGAGUAUCCGGGUUGAUGACAAAUGCACCAUUUAUGUUGAACGUAGACUGCGACAUGUUUGUCAAUAAUCCAGAGAUUGUUCGUCUUGCGAUGUGUUUAUUGCUUGGUUCGACUUCUGAGAUCGAUUGUGCAUUUGUUCAAAGUCCACAGUUGUUCCAUGAUAGUCCAGAAAAUGAAUUACUUGUUAUGCAGAAAGCUUUCAUGCCGGGAUUAGAAGGAAGUCAAGGACCUGUCUACCAGGGGUCAGGAUGCUUCCAUAGACGAAAAGUCAUAUAUGGUUUAUGGCCAGAUGAUGUCCAAAUUGGAGGAGAAAAUUCUCUCUCGUCUCCAAUAAAUGAGAAGUUGGGGGAAGAUAGACUAAGCAACGAAUUUGGAGAGUCAAAGGAGUUUGUGAAGUCAGUGGUGGAGGCUUUGAAAGGGAAGACAAAUUGUUCCAACAAUCUUUUGAAUUUUCUCGAGGAAGCACAUCGACUUGGAGACAGUACCUAUGAAUAUGGUACUGGCUGGGGUAAAAAUUUUGGUUGGAUUUAUGGAUCUAUUACAGAAGAUGUGAACACAGGAUUGAAGAUUCAUGAAAAAGGUUGGAAAAGUAUUUAUUUAUGCCCAGAGCCACCAGCAUUUCUAGGUUGUGCUCCCAAGGAUGUACCAAGGGCAAUGAGCCAACAAAAAAGGUGGAUAACGGGAUUGCUUGAAAUCCUAGCUAGUAAAAACAAUCCCAUACUUGGAGUUGUCAAUAAAAAGCUCCAUGUCAGGCAAUGCUUAACUUAUCUAUGGCUACUUUCGUGGGGUUUACGUUCUAUUUUUGAACUCUCCUAUGUUUUUCUCCCUGCAUUUUGUCUCAUUAUCAACUCCAAUUUCUUACCCAAGGUGGAUGAUAUAGCAAUGUGCAUUCCUGUCUCGAUUUUGGUGAUUUAUAUUUUAUAUACUAUAUCAGAAUAUUUAAAUUUGGGGAUGUCAAUUCGAUGUUGGUUAAUUAACCAGAACAUGUCAAGAAUAAUAAAAACAAGUGCAUGGUUAUUUGGGAUAUAUGAUGUUGUACUUAAGCUUUUAGGGGUGUCUAACACAAUCUUUGUAGUUACAAAAAAGGACAUAUCGUCCAUUUCAAGUAUUGAAGACUCUGAUGCAACUAAGUUCACGUUCGAUGAAUCUAUAUAUUUCGUUCCAGGAACAACUAUUUUACUGGUACACCUCAUGGCGUUGUCUACACAACUACUAAGGUUGGGAGGAGUAAUAGGUGAUGAUGGGAAUGGCUCGGGGGUAGGAGAGGUUAUAUGUAGUUUAUGGGUGGUGCAAACUUUUUGGCCUUUCUUGAAUGGGUUUUUUGAAAAAGGAAAGUAUGGGAUUCCUUCAUCCACUAUAUGUAAGUCUAUUGCUUUGACAUCUUUCUUCUUUUAUUUGUCCAAGAAAUGUAUCUAAUUUAUAUGUGAUCACAACUACUUUUGUCUA